Molecule: messenger RNA, 1349 nt
Organism: Galendromus occidentalis (western predatory mite)
Lineage: Eukaryota; Metazoa; Arthropoda; Arachnida; Mesostigmata; Phytoseiidae
Product: mitochondrial inner membrane protein OXA1L
Exons: 9
Coding region: 84-1319 (411 amino acids)
Biological process (GO): protein insertion into mitochondrial inner membrane from matrix
Cellular component (GO): mitochondrial inner membrane
Molecular function (GO): membrane insertase activity
Source: RefSeq, a predicted model, not a curated record
CGACUCACCGUGUUCCUGGUCUUCGGAGAGCUCUCUAUUUAUCGAGCCGGAAUACAUCGGGCUUAUCCGAUAAGAGCUUCACUAUGCAGUUCCUAGCUGUGAGACUGUUUUCGUCCAGUCUCGCUGCUCGCUGUGUGACGAGAGAUAUUUUGUCCGCAAAGAAGCUCCAGAACCACAUCAGAUGUCCAAGAUACUUCAGCACGACGUCCGCCCGGAAUCAGCAAACAGAAGCUGCUGGAGCAGCCGCACCUGCUGCGGCUGCGACGACCUCACCUGCGACACCAUUGGCCGGCGAGUCCGCGGCGGAGAAAAUCGUGGAUAUCUCAGCUGGAUCAGAUGUCACGCUUUCACAAAUCGCAGAAGGCUUGAGUACAGACCUGCUCACGGCGAGCGGUAUUGCACCGACCUUACAGGACAUGGGAUUGGGCUCUUAUUACACUCCACCAGGACUCCUUCAGAAUGCAUUGGACCUUCUUCACUCGGCUGGAUUGCCGUGGUGGGCUGCAAUAGCUCUGACGACCGUGGUGAUGAAAACUCUGAUGAUUCCCCUCGCAGUCAAGGCACAAAGGAACGCGACGGUAAUGAACAACUACAUGCCGGAGUUGCAGCGACAUCAACUCAAGCUGAGAGAAGCCAGGGAAUCCGGGGAUAUCCUGGAGGCGUCCAAGGCAGGGAAUGAAUUGGCGAAAUUCACGAAGGAGAAGAACGUCAACCCAUUGAGCUCUCUAGUUCCCGUGCUCAUCCAGGGUCCAGUAUUCAUCUCCUUCUUCAUCGCUUUGAGGAAGAUGGCCAAUCUGCCGAUGGAGUCCAUGAAAACUGGGGGACUAUAUUGGUUCUCCGAUCUCACUGUGCCGGAUCCAUACUACGUCUUGCCGCUCGUGACUUGCACCACGGUUCUCGUCAUGUUCGAGACGGGAGCUGACGGAGCCACCCGUGCUGACAAUAUGAGAAACAUGAAGUACGUGCUGCGAGCCGUACCCUUCCUCAUGUUCCCUUUCACGAUGGGCUUCCCGGCUGCGGUUCUCACCUACUGGACGACAUCAAACUUCUUCGCUCUUGCUCAAACGACGAUAUUGCGACGUCCGGGCGUACGGGCGAUGUUCAACAUACCUCCACUGGUCAAGCAUGUCAAGAAAGAUUUGCCCUUGUCGAAAGGCUUCGUUCAGGACAUGAAAGACAACUACACCAAUCUGAAGAUAUCAUCGGAAAUCGGUAACAGAGCCCGCUCAGACGAGAUCCGAUUCAAGCAGGCUGGUGCAGGGCCUGUCAUACGAACUUACAAGACUCCACAGAAAGUGAAGCAACCAGCGAAAAACUAGGUAGUAUAGCUUCGUGGAAUAAAAUUUCGU